Molecule: messenger RNA, 3995 nt
Organism: Sebastes umbrosus (honeycomb rockfish)
Lineage: Eukaryota; Metazoa; Chordata; Actinopteri; Perciformes; Sebastidae
Gene: anln
Product: anillin, actin binding protein
Exons: 25
Coding region: 178-3795 (1205 amino acids)
Biological process (GO): actomyosin contractile ring assembly; septin ring organization; mitotic cytokinesis
Cellular component (GO): actomyosin contractile ring
Source: RefSeq, a predicted model, not a curated record
GCGCUGAAAUUCAAAUUUGAACGGCUGUAUAGUGCAGAGAGAAGAAGAGGAAGAAAAGCAGAGAAGAGAGAAGCAGAGAGCCGCUCAGCUCACCUCGUUUCUGUACACAUAGUGUGUACAACACUUAUAAAGUACUAAGUUGUAGUUAUAUCUCUCAAUUAAGGAUAACCAUCCAAAAUGGAUCCAUUUACUGAGAAACUGUUGGAGCGGACCCGGGCUCGCCGAGAAAACCUGCAGAAGAAAAUGGCAGAUAGACCAAAUGCAGCAAACAGACAAAUGGCCAAAAGGCCCAGAGAGCCGCUGGCUGACACCAACAGUGUGAUCAGUGAGGCAUUCAUUGAUAAAGUUCCACAGGUGUCCUCCAAGCCCUCCCCCUCAAAGCGCAAGUGCUCAGAAGAAAAUGUUCAGCCUGCAGCCGGUGAGGAGAACCAGGAGCCAGUGAUGACACAAGCUGUGGCUCCUAUGCUCUCCGAUCCUCCCACAGACAAGAAACCCCCGGUGGGGCCUGCCAGCGUUCGAUCCAGCUCGUCCCUGGAGAAGACCGCUACCCGGCCUGCUGUCCAGCCUCAGCCAGGCCAGCUGAAAGCUCCAGAGCCAGAGAAGAUGGCCGUCACCCCGGCACCUAAUCCUCCCAGCAGCAGGGAAGUAGAGACGGUGCCUGCCAGUUCAGCCCUGCAGAGGAACAAGGAGGACCUGGUGGAAGUCACAGCUCCAUCUGCUGCUGGCAUGAAGUCUCGUCUGCAGAGGCUGGCAGAGAAGAGAAAGUGCUGGGAUGGCGAUGACACCUCUGAUGAAGUUCCCGACUGCGCUCCCCUAUCCCUGUUGAAGAGGCAAGCUGAGGAGGUCCCACCAGCUGUUGUCCCCACCGUGUCCUCGGGAACCCCAAUGGGGAGGAGAGGCAGACUCGCUAACCUCGCUGCCACCAUUGGAACCUGGGAAGACGACCUAAGCCAUGCUAACAUUCCCCAUGAGGAUGCAAAAGAGAAGCCUGGCACAGCUGUUCCCAAGUUUGCGGUCAGAAGCGCUACCGUGGCUGCCGGCACUAAACCAGGUGCUGCAGGCAAUGUGGUGGCCAGUUCAACUGCAAGCAGCAAGUACACACCCAGCUCUCAGCAGUUCCUGUCUGCUCCAGUAAAGCCAAGCCGAGUGGAUCUUCCAAGCCUUCAGAAGGCUGACAUUCCUGCAGCCAGGCCAGCACUCAAGUCACUAGCCAGUCCUCAGAAGAGUUCCAGCCAGGGGACGACCUUCCCCUCUAGUCCCCAGAAGAGCUCCCUCCAGGGAACAGCAUUCCCAUCCAGUCCCCAGAAGUCCGCCCCGUCCUCCUCAACUACAGUGCCUCAAAGUCCCCUGAAGAACCAGGCCCUCUCCAGAGGUCUCAACCUCACCUCCAGCCCCCAGAAACCAGAACUCCGUGCCAAGCCCACUAUUGCUGGCCCCUGUACCCCUCAGGAAAUUGCCACUGCUGGAGCACCUGGUGUAAAAUCUUUUCUGGAGCGCUUUGGAGAGAGGUGCCAGCAGCGUACCAACCAGAGCUCCCCAGCAGGGGGCGCCACCCACACCAAGACUCCCACUGUAACUCCAUCAGUCACACCAAACACCAGACUGGCACAGGAGAGGUUCAGAGCUGCCCAGGCUGCACAAACCACCACUGCUGAUCUCACCCAAAGACAGAAGCUGGAGCGUGAGUCUGAGCUGGCUCAGAUUCGCGGUCGCUUUCAGAAGGGGAACAAUAUGUGGAAAAACAAAGAUGGAGCAGCAGAAACCAAUAAAAACACAGACAUCAAGGAACAGCUUAACAAGCCUGUGGAGGCUGAAGUUGCCCCAUGUGAGCCACAGGAUGAACCCACAGCGCCCUCUACUGACCGUGCGGAUACACCCACAAAGUGCCCUCCUCCAGCAGGUCAUGGGUUGAUGAUCUCACCGCCUGCCUCAACAUCCAGUCCUCUGAGGGUGGUCAGCCAUGCUGUAGAGAAAACAACCGAUGAAACCCCAGAGGAAGAAGAGGAGGUGGUCAAGGAGAUUGAGAUGAAUGUGGACCAGUCCAUCAACUCUGCAGUUAUCAACGAGCUGUUUGAUGCAGUCCUGGAGCAGAGUGAUGAUGAUGAUGAGGAGGAGGAAGAUGCUUUGAAUAUCUCCUCCAUGUCCCUCCUCACUCCACUAGCAGAGACUGUGGCUGCUGUGGUGAAGAGUCCAGAGAGAAGAAUGAUGACGUCAACUCCGGCCAGCUCAUUCAUCGUAAAGAGCAACGCUCAAGACAACGUUUCCAAACCUAGCAAGUUCCAGAGAACCAACAUGACGCGGGCUGCCUCCUCAGACAGCGUUGAGGCCUUAGACGAGGACCACAAACUGCCAUAUAGCAUUGAUGCAUACAGGUCCAUCAGGGUGAAGGAGUGCGAGAGACCCGACGUGAAACAGGUGAUUGUGAGAAAAGAGGACGUUUCUCACAGAGCGGAGGAACCCAGAGGAUCCAGUGUCUUCAAUAUCAAACAGAAGAUGAAGAUUCUGACAAAUGAGCUGAACCUGCAACAGACAGUCAUUCAUCAGGCCAGUCAGGCGCUGAACUGCUGCACAGACGAAGAGCACGGCAAAGGAUCCCAGGUGGAGGCUGAGGCGGAGAGGCUGCUGCUGGUGGCAACGGAGAGGAGGGAAGCGUUGAAGGCAGAGCUGGACCGUCUGAAAGGAGACCCAACAGGCCAGAAAAAGGCCUCUGCAGCCCCAGAACGUACCAGCAUGUCUGCAUCCAAGGGCUCCAUCACCCUGCAGGAGUUCCGCCUGCCACUCAAGGCAGACUUUGUUUGCUCCAUCGCCAACAAGCCAGAGUCAACCAAACAUUCCUUCUUCAUGAUGAUUCGUGCCGGAGCAGAGAACACUGUGGCCACACCGUUAGCCAGCACACACCACGGCCUCAGUGGGGACACCCUGUCUUUCCCCACCAAGUUCACCAUGUCUGAUGUCUCCAGUGACUUUAAAAUUGACAUUGAGGUCUAUAGCUUGGUGCAGAAGCGUGACGUCUGCAAUGACAAGAAGAAGAAACCGAGCAAGUCAAAGAUAAUAUGGAGACAGGUUCAUGAGGCCCAUGAUUUGUGUAUGUCGGCUAUCACUCCAAAGAGAUUCCUCGCCAUCACCAAAAGUGCCCACACACCAGUUAUGGCCAGUCCAGGAGGCCCCAAUGCUAUUCGCACCAGUAACUUCGUCCUGGUCGGAUCUCACAAGCUCACCCUGUCCUCCAUUGGGACAAACAAAUUUCCUUUGGAGAAGAUCAAUUAUGAAGGAAGUGAAAGAGAACUGCUCAAUGACAUGUUUCCUACCAAGGUGCCAUUCCUGUGCCCUCUGGAGGGCCACGUCUACCUCAAGAUGCAGUGUGAAGUUGGCUCAAAAGUGGAGGAGAAAGGCUUCCUGACGAUGUUUGAAGAUGUAAGUGGAUUUGGAGCCUGGCACAGAAGGUGGUGUGUCUUGUCAGGAUACUGCAUCUCCUACUGGACCUACCCAGACGAUGAGAAGCGCAAGAAUCCUAUUGGUCGCAUCAACCUGGCUAACUGCACCAGUAAGAAGGUGGAACCAGCCAACAGAGAGUUUUGUGCCAGACCCAACACAUUUGAGCUCAUCACAGUCAGACCACAAAGAGAGGAUGACAAAGAAACGCUCGUCAGCCAGUGCAAGAAUACCAUGUGUGUCACCAAGAACUGGCUGUGUGCGGACACUAAGGACGAGAGGAACCUGUGGAUGAGGAAACUGACCCAGAUUGUGGUGGAUCUGCGUAUGUGGCAACCAGACGCCUGUUACAGGCCACUGUAAUUACUGCACUCCGUCACAACAAUCAGCCCUUCUAUCUUUUGGACUGUCUAUAUCAGUGACACAUGCAAUUACAAAGUGCAAUACAGUUUAAGAAUUGUUAAAUAUUUUUUACUUGUGGAUAUUUUACAGGAGAUUAGUGAUCCAACACAUAAGUUAUAGAUCAGAGAAGAGUAAAUAAAGCCAUACAUUUGAAACAUUUC